Messenger RNA from Heteronotia binoei (common prickly gecko), 982 nucleotides. RefSeq names its product zinc finger protein 24-like. NCBI's taxonomy places the organism in Eukaryota, Metazoa, Chordata, Lepidosauria, Squamata, Gekkonidae. The transcript has 4 exons. The record is from RefSeq and is a predicted model, not a curated record. Bases 71 to 871 code for a protein of 266 amino acids.
GGUUUGCAGCCAGCUCCAUGGACUUUGGAACCAGUGGCUGCAGCCAGGGAGGCACACCAAGAAGCAGAUCAUGGACCUGGUGAUCCUGGAGCAGUCCCUGAUUCUCCUGCCUGUGGAAAUGCAGCACUGGGUCAGAGGAUGUGGGCCAGAGACCAGUUCCCAGUCGGUGGCCCUGGAUGAAAGCUUCCUCCUGAGUCAGGCAGAGGAGAUGAGGCAGGCAGAACAGAUGAGGGAACCAUCUUUGAAGAUGGAAGCUGCAAUCCCUGAGGUGGAAGGAGCUUCCUUGGAGCAGGGGCAGAGGGUGCAGGCGGUGGAGCAUGCCCAAGAUGGCCUCUUCUGUGAAGAUGAUCAAAGGAUUGAGGAGGGGGAGGAACUUCGUCAGCAAAUAUCAGAUAAAGUUAAACAUGAAAACUUGAAUGAAAAUGUCAGGAAUCAAAGCAGAACUAAGGGAAACAAAGAUGGUGGUAUGGUUGAGAAGUGUGAUGGAAGAAAGCGGAAUGUACAUUUUCCAAAGAUAAUGAAGACAAGCAAAUCCAUUCAGUGUGGAAAGUAUUUAAGAACUAGAUCACAGCUCCUUGUAAACCAAAGAAUACGGAGAGAGGAGAUACCUUCUAAAUAUUCAGAGAUGAGAGCUGAAUGCAGUAGGAACAUUUAUACAGCUUCUCCCCCAUGUGGAUUCUUUGAUGGCAAGGCAUCAAGCGCAUCCCUGUUGCGUUCUUUUGCCUUGCUGCUUGUCAUCUCUACACUGGCUACAAGAAGCUUUGGAGCACAGGACUCCACCUUCACGGCUCAUCGCACCAUGUCUCAGAAUCCCAGCUUUAAGGAACAAUUACAAGGAUUUUUAUUCCAAAGAAAUAGACUAUUGCUAUAAGUAUAUGGACUUCGUGUAUGGAUGUGUCUUAUAUUUGCCCUUUUGGUAUUGUAUGAUUCUAUGAGGAUGUUUGAUUGUAUAAAAUAAUUGAAAAAUCUGGGGUUUUGCUUA